This is a messenger RNA of Closterium sp. NIES-65, 2346 nucleotides long. NCBI's taxonomy places the organism in Eukaryota, Viridiplantae, Streptophyta, Zygnematophyceae, Desmidiales, Closteriaceae. The record is from the annotation of a GenBank genome assembly.
AUGGACGUGGACGUGGACGUGGACAUGGACGUGGACGUGGACGUGGACGUGGACGUGGACAUGGACGUGGACAUGGACGUGGACGUGGACGUGGACGUGGACGUGGACGUGGACAUGGACGUGGACGUGGACGUGGACGUGGACGUGGACGUGGACGUGGACGUGGACGUGGACGUGGACGUAGACGUGGACGUGACGUGGACGUGGACAUGGACGUGGACGUGGACAUGGACACGUGGACGUGGACGUGGACGUGGACAUGGACGUGGACGUGGACGUGGACGUGGACGUGGACAUGGCGUGGACGUGGACGUAGAAAUGGACGUGGACGUAGACGUGGACAUGGACAUGGACGUGGACGUGGACGUGGACGUGGACGUGGACAUGGACGGGGACAUGGACAUGGACGUGGACGUGGACGUGGACGUGGACAUGGACCUGGACGUGGACGACGUGGACGUGGACGUGGACGUGGACAUGGACGUGGACAUGGACGUGGACGUGGACGUGGACGUGGACGUGGAAGUAGAAAUGGACGUGGACGUAGACGUGGACAUGGACAUGGACGUGGACGUGGACGUGGACGUGGACGUGGACGUGGACAUGGACGUGGACGUGGACAUGGACGUGGACGUGGGACGUGGACGUGGACAUGACGUGGACGUGGACGUGGACGUGGACGUGGACGUGGACGUGGACGAGGACGUGGACGUAGACAUGGACGUGGACAUGGACGUGGACUUGGACGUGGACGUGGACGUCAUCGUGGACGUGGACGUGGACAUGGACGUGGACGUGGACGUGGACGUGGACGUAGAAAUGGACGUGGACGUGGACGUGGACAUGGACGUGGACGUGGACGUGGACGUGGACGUGGACGUGGACAUGGACGUGGACGUGGACGUGGACGUGGACGUGGACGUGGACGUGGACGUGGACGUGGACAUGGACGUGGACGUGGACGUGGACGUGGACGUGGACAUGGACGUGGACGUGGACGUGGACAUGGACGUGGACGUGGACAUGGACGUGGACGUGGACGUGGACGUGGACAUGGACGUGGACGUGGACGUGGACAUGGACGUGGACAUGGACAUGGACGUGGACAUGGACGUGGACGUGGACGUGGACGUAGACGUGGACGUGGACGUGGACGUGGACGUGGACAUGGACGUGGACAUGGACGUGGACAUGGACGUGGACGUGGACGUGGACGUGGACGUGGACAUGGACGUGGACGUGGACGUGGACGUGGACGUGGACGUGGACGUAGACGUGGACGUGGACAUGGACGUGGACGUGGACGUGGACGUGGACGUGGACGUGGACGUAGACAUGGACGUGGACAUGGACGUGGACUUGGACGUGGACGUGGACGUGGACGUGGACGUGGACUGGACGGGACGUGGACAAAUGGACGUGGACGUGGACGUGGACAUGGACGUGGACGUGGACGGGACGUGGACGUGGACAUGGAAGUGGACGUGGACGAGGACCGUGGACGUGGACGUGGACGUGGACAUGGACGUGGACGUGGACGUGGACAUGGACGUGGACGUGGACGUGGACGUGGACGUGGACGUGGACGUGGACGUGGACGUGGACGUGGACAUGGACGGGGACGUGGACGUGGACGUGGACAUGGACGUGGACAUGGACGUGGACUUGGACGUGGACGUGGACGUGGACGUGGACGUGGACGUGGACGUGGACGUGGAAAUGGACGUGGACGUGGACGUGGACAUGGACGUGGACGUGGACGUGGACGUGGACGUGGACAUGGACGUGGACGUGGACGAGGACGUGGACUGGACGUGGACGUGGACGUGGACAUGGACGUGGACGUGGGACGUGGACGUGGACGUGGACGUGGACGUGGACGUGGACGUGGACGUGGACAUGGACGUGGACGUGGACAUGGACGUGGACGUGGACAUGGACGUGGACGUGGACGUGGACAUGGUGGACAUGGACGUGGACGUGGACGUGGACGUGGACCGUGGACGACGUGGACAUGGACAUGGACGUGGACGUGGACGUGGACGUGGACGUGGACGUGGACGUGGACGUGGACAUGGACGUGGACGUGGACGUGGACGUGGACAUGGACGUGGACAUGGACGUGGACUGGACGUGGACGUGGACAUGGACGUGGACGUGGACAUGGACGUGGACGUGGACGUGGACGUGGACAUGGACGUGGACGUGGACGUGGACGUGGACAUGGACGUGGACGUGGACGUGGACAUGGACGUGGACGUGGACGUGGACGUGGACGUAGACGUGGACGUGGACGUGGACAUAGACGUGGACGUUGACGUGGACGUGGACAUGGACAUGACGUAG